GCAUUUAAUUUUCUAAUUUGUGUUGUAAAAAAUUUGUAUUUUAAUAUCAAAGGUUGAAAUAUGCCGUGCAAUUGCGAAGACGACAAUGGAGUGCCCAUGCAUCAAAAUGGCUGUCGUCUAACAGCUGAUCGGAGCGCGUUACAGCAAUACGGGUACCGACAUCGGAUACAGGAAAAUGGAAGUUCAAUGAGUGAAGAAGUGGAUCCGGAUUUAGUUAGAUAUCCCGAUGGCACCGUACGCCUACGUAACCCAAACAUCGAACUUAUGGACCAAGACAUCUUGUACCACUUGGCACUCGGCAGUGGCUCCCACGAUCUCGUCGAAAUGUUCGGCGACGUCCAAUUCGUAUGUAUGGGGGGCACACCGAAGCGCGUGGAGCAGUUCGCGUAUACGAUCAUGGCAGAGAUCGGGCACAAGCUGCCGUGCGGUACCACGCUGCAGGACAUCAGCCAGUUCUCCUACCGCUACUCCAUGUAUAAAGUCGGCCCAGUGCUGUCUAUAAGCCACGGUAUGGGUAUACCGUCUGUAGGCAUCCUACUUCAUGAGGUCAUCAAACUGAUGUACCACGCGAAGGUGCGAGAUCCUGUGUUCUUCAGGAUCGGGACAUGCGGAGGCAUCGGGUACGAGGGGGGCACCGUCGUUAUAUCAGAGGAAGCUGUGGAUGGAACUCUCAAGAAUGCUUUAGAAUUGACGGUACUAGGCAAGACAAUACAGCGGCUGGCGAAGUUAGACCGAAGACUGGUGAAAGAGCUGAAGAGUCUAGCUGAUCCAGAAGACCCCUAUGACACUAUAACGGGGAAGACAAUGUGCACCUAUGACUUUUAUGAAGGACAAGGUCGUCUCGAUGGUGCGUUCUGUGACUUCACGGAGGCGGACAAGAUGGAGUACUUGGAGAGUAUUCACAAGGCGGGGGUGGUCAACAUCGAGAUGGAGUCGCUGGCGUUUGCCGCGCUCACACACCACGCCGGCAUCAAGGCGGCUGUCGUCUGCGUCACCUUCCUCGACAGGCUUAAAGGAGAUCAGGUGCUGGCACCAAAAGAGGUCCUGGAUGAGUGGCAACAGCGUCCCACUAAACUCGUCUGCCGAUAUAUCAAAAAACACUUGCAAAUGAAGGGUCGCCUGUCAUUGGAAGGACACGGUUCUAUCGCUGUCAAAAGUCCGCGCCGUUUCAAACUGGUUCAACAAGAAUCGGAAAACUAUGAUUAAUUCAUCACCAUUCGAUCUCGGGGACUUUACUUACGGUCUAUAUUUAUCAUCGAAAGCUACUAUGUUUAUGUGAAACGCCCUUAGAUUGCUUGUUGUUCUUGUCUAUUAAUUAAUUUGAUAAAUAUAUGUUUUUCCGUGAAUAUUCAAUGAUAU
Molecule: messenger RNA, 1359 nt
Organism: Papilio machaon (common yellow swallowtail)
Lineage: Eukaryota; Metazoa; Arthropoda; Insecta; Lepidoptera; Papilionidae
Product: uridine phosphorylase 1
Exons: 9
Coding region: 61-1206 (381 amino acids)
Biological process (GO): nucleotide catabolic process; uridine catabolic process
Cellular component (GO): cytosol; cytoplasm
Molecular function (GO): uridine phosphorylase activity
Source: RefSeq, a predicted model, not a curated record